This is a messenger RNA of Sapajus apella (tufted capuchin), 2065 nucleotides long. It is a transcript of the gene GET4, whose product is annotated as guided entry of tail-anchored proteins factor 4. Gene Ontology annotation, molecular function: protein binding. The coding region runs from base 81 to 1067 and encodes 328 amino acids. The record is from RefSeq and is a predicted model, not a curated record. The transcript has 9 exons. Lineage: Eukaryota; Metazoa; Chordata; Mammalia; Primates; Cebidae. Gene Ontology annotation, biological process: protein insertion into ER membrane. Gene Ontology annotation, cellular component: BAT3 complex; cytosol.
AGAAGGGCGUCCGGCGGAAGCCGGGAGGCGCUGCCGACCGCGCCUGCGACAGCGUCAGCCCUUCGCGGAACGCCGGCCCGAUGGCGGCGGCGGCGGCGGCUAUGGCCGAGCAGGAGAGCGCUCGGAAUGGCGCCCGCAACCGGGGCGGAGUCCAGCGGGUGGAGGGCAAGCUGCGCGCCAGCGUCGAGAAGGGCGACUACUACGAGGCGCACCAGAUGUACCGGACCCUGUUCUUCAGGUACAUGUCCCAGAGCAAGCAUGCGGAGGCACGGGAGCUCAUGUACUCAGGAGCCCUGCUGUUCUUCAGCCACGGCCAGCAAAACAGCGCUGCAGACUUGUCCAUGCUGGUCCUGGAGUCCCUGGAGAAGGCAGAAGUGGAGGUGGCCGACGAGCUGCUGGAAAAUCUGGCUAAAGUGUUCAGCCUGAUGGACCCCAACUCUCCUGAGCGUGUGGCCUUUGUGUCCAGAGCCCUGAAGUGGUCCAGCGGGGGCUCCGGGAAGCUGGGCCACCCCCGGCUACACCAGCUGCUGGCCCUCACCUUGUGGAAAGAACAAAACUAUUGUGAGUCGCGGUAUCAUUUUCUGCACUCAGCGGAUGGGGAGGGCUGUGCCAACAUGCUGGUGGAGUACUCCACAUCCCGGGGCUUCCGCAGCGAGGUGGACAUGUUUGUGGCCCAGGCUGUGCUACAGUUUCUCUGUUUAAAAAACAAAAGUAGCGCAUCGGUGGUCUUCACUACGUACACCCAGAAGCACCCGUCCAUCGAGGAUGGACCUCCAUUCGUGGAGCCGCUGCUCAACUUCAUUUGGUUCCUGCUGCUGGCUGUGGAUGGCGGAAAGCUGACGGUGUUCACCGUGCUAUGUGAGCAGUACCAGCCAUCCCUCCGGCGGGACCCGAUGUACAACGAGUACCUCGACCGCAUAGGACAGCUGUUCUUCGGUGUCCCGCCCAAGCAGACAUCUUCCUACGGAGGCCUGCUCGGGAACCUUCUGAGCAGCCUUAUGGGCUCCUCGGAGCAGGAGGAGGGGGAGGAGAGCCCCAGCGACGGCAGCCCCAUCGAGCUGGACUGAAUUGGCCGGGCCACGUGGAGACACCAUGGUCAACAGCGGCUCGAGGGACAUUUUGGAGGCGAGUCCUGGGUGGCUCCUGGCCCCGGGGGCUCCUAGCCUUGAGGCUGGCAGUGGCCGCGUGCCGGCACGUGUCUGUUUGUGGCACGUCUGUUUGUGCGGCGGCUCCGGGUGGCGUGCCUGCCAGUUGCUAUGCUGCUGGGACCCAAGAGUGGGGCCUUGCCCCUGCUGGCCACUGCGUCCCCCGAGAUGACCCACAAUAAAGCACAGGCCUUAUGCGGCGUCCCCUCUCCCACUCCUUUGUUCUGGGUCCUUUCGGGAGGGCUGAGGGGCAGCACAGGAGGCCCGUCCUCAGGGACCUGGCACAUCACGCUCCUUGCUUGGCGUCCAGAGCAGCUGUGGCCGCCAAAGCAGGUGCUGGCCCUCACACGUGAGAACCCAGCUGGGCCCUGUGUGGUCUGCAGAUGCGUGCAGCUGUUUCUGAACACAGGUCACUCUGCAGUCUCGGCGAACUGGUCCCCAUCGCAGACGGAGCGCAUGUGCCCUGCGCCACAUCCUCACACUCAGUGGAGGGACACGUGCGGUGGGAUGGCCCACGUGGCAUCCCGGAGCUGCGCCCUGCUGGUCUCUGUGAGAGCCAUGCUGCUGUGCUGGAAAUGCCGCUUUAAAAAGGGAUACCAUGGGACUCUGCCCAUCUUUUUCAUAAUGCAAUAUUUAUUUGUAUUGGGUGAUUGAUUCCUUUGACCUAACGUUUUAGGUUUUAACCAAAUAACCAGUCCAGGAGUGAGCAGCCCUGUUCUCUAUCAUGGAUGCUUUUCCAGAUGUUGCCAGAACAAUGACAAAAGGGGAGACGCUCUAUUUUUUCACGAUUCAAUGACAGUUGUAGAUUGAUAUGCAGUUGUGCAUGGGAAGGGGAAACGCACAGCUUUAUUUACUGUAAAGUGGAAUUUAAGGAAGGCUUGUGUGAACCGUUACGCAUAAAUAAACCCUUUUUACCGGGC